Penaeus vannamei (Pacific white shrimp) is the source of this 2001-nucleotide messenger RNA. Lineage: Eukaryota; Metazoa; Arthropoda; Malacostraca; Decapoda; Penaeidae. The record is from RefSeq and is a predicted model, not a curated record.
AUGUUGGGAUUACGCAAGGGAGCCACUAACGAACCUCGAAGUGAGUGGAAGGAAAUGCAGGGGGAGCGGAGCAAGUUCCACAUUCAUGACCGGAGAGGUAUAAAAGUCGAUGGACGUCUCGUGUGGUCAGUAUUUCCUACCAUGUUGUUCUUAACUUUGCUUCCAUUAGUUGCCGUGGCUUUUGCAGCGCCUCAAGGCUACAAUUUGGGUGAACCUUCUGGAGGUGGACUCUCACAUGGAAGCUCCAUAAAUGGUGGAGUAGGUGGAAUUGGAGAUAGUGGAGCAGGUGGCAUUGGAGAUGGUGGUGUAGGAGUUGGUGGCCCUGUAGGAGGUUGUCAGGAUGGCCAAAUUCUACAUGUGGAUGGAUCUUGUGUGACUCCAGUUAUCACAAGAAAAGUAUACUUAUAUGAUGCUCCUCAAGUACCCGAGGGCCCAGGCGGUCCACCUCCGAGUGUGCCACCACCCAAGGUAGAACAUAACAUCCUAUUCGAAGAACAAAGUCAACAGGUGAUCGAGGUUACACCUCAUCCAGCUUCCGACCCAGAAAUCUAUUUCGUGAACUACCAAGAAGGAGAAAACCCAACCCUCCCUCUUGGAGUAGAUCUUGAGACUGCGCUCAGCGUUGCCAGUGCUGCUGGCGGUGACGUCAUAGGAGCUGGAGCUGUCGGGGUUGGUGCCGGAGGAUUAGGCGACGGUGUUGGAGACGGAGGAAUUGGAGGCGACUUUGGAAGCAAUGGAGGAUUCGGAGGAGCUGGUGCUGGAGGUAAUGGAGGAUUCGGAGGAGCUGGUGCUGGAGGUAAUGGAGGAUUCGGAGGAGCUGGUGCUGGAGGUAAUGGAGGAUUCGGAGGAGCUGGAGUAGGAGUUGCAGGAGGAAAUGGUGGAUUCGGAGCUGGAGUAGGAGGCAAUGGAGGCUUUGGAGGAGUUGGUGUAGGAGGAAUGGUGGAUUCGGAGGAGCUGUGGCAGGAGGCAAUGGAGGAUUCGGAAGUGGUUUUGGAGACUUUGCUUCCAUUAGUUGCCGUGGCUUUUGCAGCGCCUCAAGGCUACAAUUUGGGUGAACCUUCUGGAGGUGGACUCUCACAUGGAAGCUCCAUAAAUGGUGGAGUAGGUGGAAUUGGAGAUAGUGGAGCAGGUGGCAUUGGAGAUGGUGGUGUAGGAGUUGGUGGCCCUGUAGGAGGUUGUCAGGAUGGCCAAAUUCUACAUGUGGAUGGAUCUUGUGUGACUCCAGUUAUCACAAGAAAAGUAUACUUAUAUGAUGCUCCUCAAGUACCCGAGGGCCCAGGCGGUCCACCUCCGAGUGUGCCACCACCCAAGGUAGAACAUAACAUCCUAUUCGUACGUGUUCCCGAGGCUGCUCCACCACCAGAACCCAUCAUUGUUCCUCCCGCAAGACAAGAGAAUGUGGUCUAUGUUUUGAAUAAGCAGGAAGAACAAAGUCAACAGGUGAUCGAGGUUACACCUCAUCCAGCUUCCGACCCAGAAAUCUAUUUCGUGAACUACCAAGAAGGAGAAAACCCAACCCUCCCUCUUGGAGUAGAUCUUGAGACUGCGCUCAGCGUUGCCAGUGCUGCUGGCGGUGACGUCAUAGGAGCUGGAGCUGUCGGGGUUGGUGCCGGAGGAUUAGGCGACGGUGUUGGAGACGGAGGAAUUGGAGGCGACUUUGGAAGCAAUGGAGGAUUCGGAGGAGCUGGUGCUGGAGGUAAUGGAGGAUUCGGAGGAGCUGGUGCUGGAGGUAAUGGAGGAUUCGGAGGAGCUGGUGCUGGAGGUAAUGGAGGAUUCGGAGGAGCUGGAGUAGGAGUUGCAGGAGGAAAUGGUGGAUUCGGAGCUGGAGUAGGAGGCAAUGGAGGCUUUGGAGGAGUUGGUGUAGGAGGGAAUGGUGGAUUCGGAGGAGCUGUGGCAGGAGGCAAUGGAGGAUUCGGAAGUGGUUUUGGAGGUGUGAAUGGAGGAAGUGGCGGCCUUGGAGUCAAUGGCGGCAGUCCGUCAAACCUGUACACGAGCCCAUAA